This is a messenger RNA of Prorocentrum cordatum, 339 nucleotides long. The record is from the annotation of a GenBank genome assembly. Lineage: Eukaryota; Dinophyceae; Prorocentrales; Prorocentraceae.
AUGAUGGCGGGCUGCGACUUCCUGCUCAUGCCCUCGCAGGAUACGAGCCGUGCGGCCUGCCCCAGAUGUACGCCCAGCAGUACGGCGCGCUGCCCAUCGUGCACGAGACAGGGGGUCUCAAGGACCAUUUUUGACUCCGUCAUCGGCCUGUGGGACGAGGCGAGGGACCGCAGCACGGCCACGGGUUUCCUGUUCGCCGGGUUCGACGAGAACAAGUUCAAAGAGCGGUUGUGGCAGGCGUUGGAGGUGUAUCACAAGAAGAAGGACCCCAGAUUUGACGAAGCAGAUGCAGUUGAACGCCAUGAACUGCAACUAUUAUUGGCCGAAGGCGCUCGAUGA